This is a messenger RNA of Sarcophilus harrisii (Tasmanian devil), 2767 nucleotides long. It is a transcript of the gene BRF1, whose product is annotated as BRF1 RNA polymerase III transcription initiation factor subunit. The transcript is spliced from 19 exons. Gene Ontology annotation, cellular component: transcription preinitiation complex; nucleus; transcription factor TFIIIB complex. The record is from RefSeq and is a predicted model, not a curated record. NCBI's taxonomy places the organism in Eukaryota, Metazoa, Chordata, Mammalia, Dasyuromorphia, Dasyuridae. Gene Ontology annotation, molecular function: TBP-class protein binding; RNA polymerase III type 3 promoter sequence-specific DNA binding; RNA polymerase III general transcription initiation factor activity. Gene Ontology annotation, biological process: transcription by RNA polymerase III; transcription preinitiation complex assembly; DNA-templated transcription initiation. Bases 170 to 2314 code for a protein of 714 amino acids.
UGGCAGCAUCGCGAGAACAGAAAGAGGCCCAAACGGGAGUUGGAUUCCAGGGCAGCGGAGCGAUCCCCAUCUGCAGCUGCGGGGCUCUGAACUGGGACGCUGAGCAGUUCCUUGAUCUGGGAAGAGACUCAGUUGGAUUUUAGUGGCUGAGGGCCUGGUGGGUGUCAAAAUGACGGGCCGCGUGUGCCGGAGUUGCGGCGGCACGGACAUAGAACUAGACCCAGGCCGCGGCGAUGCGGUAUGCACGGGAUGUGGUUCCGUGCUGGAGGACAACAUCAUCGUAUCCGAGGUGCAGUUCGUGGAGAAUAGUGGCGGCGGCUCCUCCGCAGUGGGGCAGUUCGUCUCCCUGGACGGUGCAGGCAAAAUUCCAUCAGUAGGAGGAAGCUUCCAUGUAAACCUGGGAAAGGAAUCCAGAGCUCAGACUCUUCAGAAUGGCAAACGUCAGAUUCAUCACUUAGGAAAUCAGUUACAACUAAAUCAACAUUGCCUUGAUACAGCAUUUAACUUCUUCAAGAUGGCUGUGAGCAAGCAUCUUACACGUGGAAGAAAAAUGGCACAUGUCAUUGCUGCAUGUCUUUACUUGGUUUGUCGCACUGAAGGAACACCUCAUAUGUUACUUGACCUCAGUGACCUUCUACAGGUGAAUGUUUAUGUGCUGGGGAAAACAUUUCUUCUUUUGGCCAGAGAACUCUGCAUCAAUGCUCCAGCAAUAGAUCCAUGUCUAUACAUUCCUCGCUUUGCACACAUGCUGGAGUUUGGAGAAAAGAACCAUGAAGUGUCCAUGACAGCCCUGAGACUGCUUCAGAGGAUGAAGAGAGAUUGGAUGCACACAGGGCGCCGGCCCUCAGGCCUCUGUGGAGCAGCACUUCUAGUUGCAGCAAGAAUGCAUGAUUUCCGAAGGACUGUUAAAGAGGUUAUCCGAGUGGUUAAAGUUUGUGAAUCCACAUUAAGGAAGAGGCUAACAGAAUUUGAGGAUACACCUACCAGUCAGCUGACCAUAGAUGAAUUCAUGAAGAUUGAUUUGGAAGGUGAAUGUGAUCCACCUUCUUUCAUAGCUGGGCAAAGAAAGUUAAAGAUAAAGCAGUGUUUUGCUUCUAGUCAUCAACUUCUCCAGUGUGACCUCCCUUCUCUCAUUCCCCUUUCCUUUUUUUCUUAUUCUCCUCCCCUUCUAUUUUCCUUUAAGCUGGAGCAGGCCUUAUCAAAAGAACUUGAGGAUGUGGAAGGUGAAAUAUCGAGCUACCAAGAUGAGAUAGAGAUUGAAUUAGAAAAUAGUAGGCCAAAGGUGAAAGGAGCACUUGCACAUUUCACUAAAGAUGAUUCCAUAGAUGACAAUACUUCCAGCAUAUUUGGAGAAGAGGAGGCAGAAGAUGAAGAACUAGAAGCAGCUGCAAAUCAUUUAAAUAAAGACUUUUAUAAGGAACUUCUUGAUAGAAACAGAUUGAGCAGUGAUGAUGAUUUAAGUUGUGGAAAUGGAACCAUAGAUCCUAUUAAACCACCAGCUUUAGAAACGUUACUUGGUCCUCUGCCUACAGCAGCCAGUUUGGGAAUCACUGAAUCCAUCAGAGAAUGUAUUUCACCACAGAACAGAGAGCCCAAUGAAAAUUCAGGUGAUGGUGAAUUAGAUCUUAAUGGAAUUGAUGACAGUGAAAUUGAUAGGUAUAUUCUCAAUGAAAAUGAAGCACAAAUCAAAGCUGAACUGUGGAUGAAAGAACAUGCUGACUAUGUAAAAGAACAAAAGGAAAAAGAAGCAAGGAUAGCAAAAGAGAAGGAACUUGGCAUUUAUAAGGAACACAAGCCAAAGAAGUCUUCCAAAAAACGGGAGCCAAUUCAGGCCAGCACUGCAGGAGAAGCCAUUGAAAAGAUGUUGGAACAAAAGAAAAUCUCAAGUAAAAUUAAUUACAAUGUACUAAGGGACUUGAACAGCAAAGGAAGUAUGACCCCUAAGAGGGAAAAUGAGCCACCUAAUGAUAGCAGCAGCACCAAGAAGUUGGCACGCAGAAAAUGUCCUUCAAGUAGAACUCUAGCAGAUCCUUUGAACAGCAGCAUGGGAAAAAGAUUGAGACCAUUAGUUUCUACACAACCAGCUAAAAAGAUUUCAACAAGAGAGGUAUCACUUCUCAAUUCACAGACACAGAUUGUAGACCUUGUAAACCCUCCAAAUAUUGUGGUUGAAAGUGGACCAGUACUAUAUAAUCAUGAUGAUGAUAUUGAAGAAGAAGAGAUAGAAGAAGAAGAGGAUCAUUGCAUGAGUGCCCUUCAAUUAAUGGGAGGAAAUGAUUAUGGCUGUGACUUAGAUGAUGAUGAUGGCUACUAGACUUAAGCUUUUAAAGGACUUGUAACCACAUCUGGUUAUUGGAUAUAUCUUUUGAUUGUGCAAAUGGUGAAAGGAGUUUCUGGAUUACCCCAUGUUCAUGAACAGUCUAGACUUUUUAAAAGAUAAUUUUAGUUGCAGUUUGUGUUUAAUCAGUUUAUAUCAACUCAUCAUUCAGAGAAAAAGUUUGGGCUUUGUCAUACUUUAAUUUUUGGAUCAUGUUUUAAGAAAUGUAAGGAAUAUUUCUACUCAGCAAGCAAAGACAGUCUGUGUCUCUCUGAGGUUAGAAGCGUGGGUUUUGCCUUCUUCCUGGCUCCACUUUUGGUAGCCCAGGCCCUGCUGCUGCCACUGUCAAGAAAUUUUACCCAGAGUGUCUGAAAUGUAAAAUAUUUAUCCAGCUGUUUGGACUUAACAAAAAUAUAAUCUUGUUGCUGAAAAUAAAACUUUGUACAUCAA